UGAGUGAGUGCAGGUGAAAAACAUAUAUAGAGAGAGAAAGUACAGAGAGAGAGAGAGAGAGACAGAGGUGUUGAAUCUGGUUGAUAUGUGUUUGCAUUGGAGUUUCCAUUUUUCGAGUUGGCUUAAUCGCCCAUCUUUCUCUUCUUCGGUCUCUCCGCAUAUUCUAAAAAAGCCUCUGUAAUCCAUUGUUUUUCUGUCCUAAUUAAUUCAAUUUCCAACCACCUCGCUCUGUCUGUCUCUGUCUCUCUCUCUCUAUCUCUCUGCACAUGUAUAUACUCUAUUCACAUUCUUGGAUUUUCAUCAAUAAGCUUCGAUAUCUCUCUACAUAGUUCUUUCUCUUUUUGUCUCUCGUUCUAUAAAUGGCGAAUGCAUCUGGGUUCUUUUCACCUACAGUUCCAAGUCUGAGAAAGAGGAUUCCUCUAUCAAUUGGCAUAUAUCGAUCUGGGUUUUGCUCUGCUGAUGGAUUCUCCAAAAGGGUAUUCUGCUCUAGCACUAUCGAAGGUGAAGAGAAGCUUUCCCCUUCUGAAUCUCGAGUACCCAGGCUUGUCAAUAAAGGCUGCAAACUAGUUGGAUGCGGCUCUGCAGUACCAACUCUUCAGGUUUCCAACGAUGAUCUGGCAAAAAUUGUUGAUACUUCAGAUGACUGGAUCUCUGUUCGCACUGGGAUUCGUAAUCGACGUGUUCUAACAGGCAAAGAUAGCUUGACGGGUCUUGCUGUAGAGGCAGCCAAAAGGGCUCUUCAGAUGGCACAGGUUGAUCCUGAUGACGUGGACCUAGUCUUGUUGUGUACAUCAACUCCAGAGGAUCUGUUUGGCAGUGCACCUCAGAUCCAAAAGGCACUUGGCUGCAAAAGAAAUCCAUUGGCUUAUGAUAUUACAGCUGCUUGUAGUGGAUUUAUGUUGGGUCUAGUCUCGGCUGCCUGUUAUAUUAGGGGAGGCGGCUUUAAUAAUGUUCUUGUGAUUGGGGCUGAUGCUCUUUCCCGUUAUGUUGAUUGGACCGAUAGAGGGACCUGUAUUCUCUUUGGGGAUGCUGCUGGUGCUGUAGUAGUACAGGCCUGUGAUAGUGAAGAGGAUGGUUUAUUUGGUUUUGACUUGCACAGUGAUGGUGAUGGUCAAAGGCACUUAAAUGCCCCCAUUACAGAAAAAGAAUCAGAUCAUGCUUUAGGUUCUAAUGGUUCAGUGUUAGGCUUCCCCCCAAAACGCUCCUCUUAUUCCUGCAUCCAGAUGAAUGGUAAAGAGGUCUUUCGCUUUGCCGCUCGGUGUGUGCCACAGUCAAUCGAAUACGCCCUCCAAAAGGCUGGUCUCACUUCGUCUAGCAUUGAUUGGUUACUCCUCCAUCAGGCAAACCAAAGGAUCAUUGAUGCGGUUGCAACGCGAUUAGACGUCCCACCAGAGCGGGUCAUUUCUAACUUGGCAAACUACGGCAAUACAAGUGCGGCAUCAAUUCCAUUGGCAUUGGACGAAGCGGUACGAGGUGGGAAGGUGCUAUCGGGCCAUACUAUUGCAGCUGCGGGUUUUGGCGCCGGUCUUACAUGGGGUUCUGCCAUUAUCAGAUGGGGAUGAGACCCUACCUCUCUUACCUCCGCCAGUCACUAUAGAAGAAAGAAGAGUGUCUUAUAUAAACUGUAGUCGUCGUUGUCGUCCUCCUGCCUUGGUUACAGUUCUGAAAUGUAAUGCCAGUUAUUGUGUAGGUUAGAAUACCAGUCUCAUUCAGCUUUCUUUCGUUCAUUCAGAUUUUGUUUCCUUUGAAUUUUUUGCACCAUCAAUAAAUUUUAUUCUUUUCUCCCAAGACAUGGAACAUAUGUGCAGUUGUAUAUCCUAUGGAGUCAGAACUGGGUUGAUUUUUUGGCAGGUGAAGAAUAGAGCUAUAAAUAUGCCCAGUCAAAUUUAUGUUGAAAUUUAAUUAGUUAUGACAUUAUAUUUGAAUUUUGGUUCGUU
Messenger RNA from Camellia sinensis, 1937 nucleotides. RefSeq names its product 3-ketoacyl-acyl carrier protein synthase III. Gene Ontology annotation, molecular function: 3-oxoacyl-[acyl-carrier-protein] synthase activity. Gene Ontology annotation, cellular component: chloroplast. The record is from RefSeq and is a predicted model, not a curated record. Gene Ontology annotation, biological process: fatty acid biosynthetic process. NCBI's taxonomy places the organism in Eukaryota, Viridiplantae, Streptophyta, Magnoliopsida, Ericales, Theaceae.